CCUCCCGUCAUGUGAGGUUAUCUUGGAGCUCCGCCAGUCCGCUCCCGAUCCUUGCUCCGAUCCCCAAACCCGACGGUAUCACAAAUCCUUUCUUCACAUUUCCCUCCAGAAAGUCAGAAACAACCACCGUCGCCAGCCUCGAUUCAUGGGGUUGUUAAGUGCUCUCUCGUUGAUAGCAGUCAUCUUCUCAGUUGAACUGUUGAAGUCUCGUACAUAAUCACCAUCGAACAAAUUUGAACCCUGGAGCUGGAGGAGAAUCAUGAUUACUGAUCGUCUCCGCCAUGAAGAAUGCUGCCCUUGCUUCUUCAUCUCUCUUUACAGAUGUCCGAGCAACCGCCAACCGUUACGCUGCCCUACUGCAGCUCUGCUGCCCCCAAGGUCCAAAAUCUUACUCCCUUGCACGGAGUGUCCACGCCCACAUGAUCACUUCAGGUUUCAGGCCACGCGGACACAUCCUCAACCGUUUGAUCGACAUCUACUGCAAGUCCCGCAACAUCGCUUACGCUCGCCACCUCUUUGAUGCAAUUCCCAAACCAGACAUUGUUGCCCGGACGACCCUGAUUUCUGCUUACUCCGUUGAAGGGUCAUUGAAGCUUGCGCGAGAACUAUUCGAUGGAACGCCGGUAAGUGUUCGUGAUACCGUUUCCUACAAUGCGAUGAUUACGGGGUAUUCGCAUAAUGGUGACGGUCACUCCGCCGUUAAGCUCUUCUCUGACAUGAGGUGUGACUGCUUGCGACCCGAUAAUUUCACGUUGACUAGCGUUCUCAGUGCGCUGGUCCUUAUUGUCGAUGAUGAAUUGCAGUGCCAACAGUUUCACUGCACCGUGGUAAAGUCAGGAUUGGAAUCUGUUGUUUCUGUGUUGAAUGCGCUUAUAUCUCUUUAUGUGAAGUGUGCAGGAUUCUCUUCGUCAUUGAUGAACUCUGCUAGGAGGUUAUUUGACGCAAUGCCAGAAAAAGAUGAAUUGUCGUGGACAACGAUGAUCACUGGGUAUGUGAAGAGAGGUGAUCUUGAUGCUGCACGCAAGCUUUUUGAUGGGAUGACAGAGAAGUUGGAAGUUGCUUGGAAUGCAAUGAUUUCAGGUUAUGUCCACCACGGUUUCACUUUGGAGGCACUGGAGAUGUUUAAGAGGAUGCGUUCUGAGGGAAUUCAGUUUGACGAGUUCACUUACACAAGUAUUCUCAGUGCUUGUGCGAAUGCUGGAUUGUUUAGGCAUGGAAAGCAGGUGCAUGCAUACAUUCUACGCACAGAAGCAAAACCUGCUCCCGAUUUUUCAUUACCUGUUAAUAACGCAUUGGUCACUUUGUACUGGAAAAAUGGUAAAGUUGAUCAGGCGCGUAGAGUUUUUGACAGAAUGUUGGAAAGGGAUCUUGUAUCAUGGAAUGCAAUCUUAUCAGGAUAUGUGAAUUCAGGGCGCAUUGAUGAAGCUAAAAUCUUGUUUGAGGAAAUGCCAGGGAGGAACCUUUUGACAUGGACAGUAAUGAUUUCAGGGUUUGCACAAAAUGGGCUUGGUGAGGAAGGGCUGAGGUUAUUCAACCGAAUGAGAAUAGAAGGAAUUGAACCAUGUGAUUAUGCAUUCACUGGUGCUAUAAUUGCCUGUGCGGGCCUUGGAGCACUGGAGCAUGGGCGGCAGCUCCAUGCACUGCUUGUUCGUUUUGGAUAUGAUUCAAGCCUGUCAGCUGGAAACGCACUGAUGACAAUGUAUGCAAGGUGUGGGGCUGUUGAGGCAGCCCAUCAUGUUUUCCUUACAAUGCCUUAUAUGGACUCCGUUUCUUGGAAUGCCAUGAUUGCCGCACUUGGACAGCAUGGACAUGGUGCUCAAGCGCUUGAGCUCUUUGACCGCAUGUUGAAGGAGGGCAUAUUACCUGAUCGGAUCACCUUCCUCACAGUUCUAUCUGCUUGUAGCCAUGCAGGUCUGGUGAAGCAAGGAUGUGCUUAUUUUGAGUCAAUGGAUCGCAUAUAUGGUAUUAGUCCAGGUGAAGAUCAUUAUGCACGCUUGAUUGAUCUACUAUGUCGAGCAGGGAAAUUUUCAGAAGCAAAAAAUGUAAUUGAAACAAUGCCAUUUCAACCAGGUGCCCCUGUUUGGGAGGCACUUCUUGCUGGUUGUCGGAUUCAUGGUAAUAUGGACCUAGGGAUCCAAGCUGCAGAACGACUUUUUGAGCUGAUGCCAAAGCAUGAUGGGACUUAUAUCUUGUUGUCAAACAUGUAUGCCAACAUGGGCCAGUGGGGCAAUGCGGCUGAGGUCCGGAAACUAAUGAGGGAUCGAGGGGUGAAGAAAGAGCCUGGUUGUAGCUGGAUUGAAGUUGGAAGCAAGGUCCAUGUAUUCUUGGUAGAUGACACAAUGCACCCUGAGGUGCAGGAGGUGUACAGAUAUCUUGAGAAACUAGGACUGGAGAUGAGGAAGUUAGGAUAUAUCCCAGAUACUAAGUAUGUAUUGCAUGAUGUCGAGUCUGAGCACAAGGAAUAUGCCUUGUCUACCCAUAGUGAGAAGCUAGCAGUUGCGUUUGGGCUCUUGAAGCUUCCCCGUGGAGCCACAGUUAGGGUUCUCAAGAACCUUAGGAUCUGUGGGGAUUGCCACACUGCAUUCAAGUUCAUGUCUAAGGUAGUGGAGAGAGAGAUUGUUGUGAGAGAUGGGAAGAGGUUUCACCAUUUUCGGGAUGGUGAAUGUUCUUGUGGCAACUAUUGGUGAAUAGGAUGAUAGUUUGAAAUAGACAUCAUGUAAAUCAUUGACCCCUUGUUUGAUGUUAAAUGACUUUGGCCACUCACAUCAAGAAGGCAACUUGGAACCAAUGAUUAAUUACCAAGGAGUUGCAAAACAUUUGUUACCAAGGAUAAGGAAUAAGGAUAUAUCUGAACAUGUUGGUUUCAUAUACAGGAAGAACCAUGAGAAGGACUUUCUUGAACUUUUCACUAUGUUUUGGUGAUUCGAUGCACUAACCAUGUAAAUCAAGGACCAAUUAUUGUGGAAGGGUAUCAGUUCAGUCUUUUAUUGACUCAUGUUUUGGAGAGGGAUAUGGUGGAAAGUGCAAGUGUGGAGAUAGUCUAGGUGAAGGUGGAUUUUUUUUGAUAAGUAAUUGAAGAUGGAAAUCUCUAUUAAUGAGGUGAGUUUGAUGUUUUAUUUGGGGACAUUUCAAGGGUGAACCAACUGAAGCUAAACUUCAGUCAACCAUUGAUUUUCAGGUGCAUCUGCAAAUUAAUUGAUGAGAUGUCUGGUUCCCGAAGAGAUACAUAAUAAUGGCUUAUGGUAGUAAGCCAUUGGUCCUGGGAUUGAAGUUUACAGAAAAUGUUUUGACAACCAAAGUGCAAACUUUUGGUGGCGGAAGAACUUGCUAAUUCUUGCCAGAAUUUGAAUAGCAUGGCUAUUAUUUGAUAGGCUCAUGAGCUGUUACAUUGAUUCCCUUUUCUGAGGUCUUAUAUAUAUUUAGCCGGUGUACUCUAACACAUGCAUCUUUGGACAUAUGUGCAUCUGACCUAUUUUGUUCUGUCUACAAUUCAUUUUUAGGAAAAAGAACUUCAGCAAUGGCAUAGUUCAUUGGCAUAGUCCAUUAAGAAGGAUAUAUAUGUCACAAACCACUAAUUUUGUUUUGGAACACUGCUAAUGUCAGUCAAUUAUUGGAGAACUUAUGUGCAACGUGCCUUUUCCAA
Molecule: messenger RNA, 3643 nt
Organism: Nelumbo nucifera (sacred lotus)
Lineage: Eukaryota; Viridiplantae; Streptophyta; Magnoliopsida; Proteales; Nelumbonaceae
Product: Pentatricopeptide repeat (PPR) superfamily protein
Biological process (GO): RNA modification
Molecular function (GO): RNA binding; protein binding; zinc ion binding
Source: RefSeq, a predicted model, not a curated record